AUGGAUGUGAAAACCGCAUUUCUCAAUGGUGAUCUAGAGAAAGAUGUUUAUAUGAAACAACUUGAAAGUUUCUUCUCUAGUGACAGUGAGCAAUUGGUUUGUACAAGACCUGGCAUAGCAUUUGCUGUUGGAAUGUUAGGAAGAUAUCAGAAUGACUUGGAAGUCAUUGGCUACUCUGAUUCAAACUUUGCUGGCUAUGUUGAUUCACGAAAAUCAACUUCUGGAUACAUUUCUAUGUUAGCCGGUGGAGCUAUAUCUUGGAGGAGUGCAAAACAGACUUUGAUUACUACUUCUACUAUGGAAGGUGAAUUCGUUUCUUAUUUUGAGGCUACCUCACAUGGUGUAUGGUUAAAGGGUUUAAUUUUCGGCCUGAGAAUUGUCGACUCUAUCUAUAAGCCAUUAAAGUUAUAUUUUGACAAUUUAGCUGCUGUAUUUUUGGCUAAGAAUAACAAAAGUGGUAGUCGAAGCAAACAUAUUGACAUCAAGUAUCUAGCUAUAAGAUAA
Capsicum annuum is the source of this 504-nucleotide messenger RNA. RefSeq names its product secreted RxLR effector protein 161-like. NCBI's taxonomy places the organism in Eukaryota, Viridiplantae, Streptophyta, Magnoliopsida, Solanales, Solanaceae. The record is from RefSeq and is a predicted model, not a curated record. The transcript has 3 exons. Bases 1 to 504 code for a protein of 167 amino acids.